Messenger RNA from Cephus cinctus (wheat stem sawfly), 4176 nucleotides. RefSeq lists its product as uncharacterized. The record is from RefSeq and is a predicted model, not a curated record. Bases 158 to 1267 code for a protein of 369 amino acids. NCBI's taxonomy places the organism in Eukaryota, Metazoa, Arthropoda, Insecta, Hymenoptera, Cephidae. The transcript has 6 exons.
AUAACAAUAAAUAGUUAGUGGUUUGUAAGCGUCACGUAUUACUGACUGACAGGAUGACAGUCAUCAGUUAACCGUCUGGAUACCUAUGAAUGCAUCCUAAAUAUUCUUGAAAAUAAUUUAAACGUCAUCAAAUGGCAACAGUCCAAUCUCACAAGGCAUGUCCCGUUUCCUCGAUCGAAGAUGCUGCUGCUCACGAUGGAGCGAACCAAUUCUACGGAGGCAUCAUGCAACCCAUUUGCCACCAACAUCCGAAGGAGAGUCCUCAUCGGUUCAAAGGUCACGAUCGACGUCACCUUUACUCACAAUCUCACAGCCGCACGUGUCCCAAUUGGAUUCACAAAUCGGCUGCUGCGUGUGUCAGAAUCGGCGGAGGAAAAGGUCAUCGAAAAUUCAUUCGACCACUGAUACCAAGAAACUCAACGGUGUCCGAAUCGGUCUUCAAGGAAUGAGGGAGAGUUUGGAGUUACAAUUGGUUGGGACACAAGUUGAAGAAGCAAUGGCUGCUGACAGACAAUCCGCACUUAUUCAACAUUUGGACUUGGCCACCACAGCAUUGGAAGCAUUGAUACAGCACGUGCGAUCUUUACAAGUGUCACACACGGCAGCUUAUCGCGUUGUUGAUUUAAGUCAUCAAUUAAUACUUCCAUAUUCGGUUUCAACUAAUUACUCAAAUUCCACUGGUAAUGGUUUGACAAUGCAGAUGCAACAGGCUGAGAUUCGGAAGGAGACCAGACUACUUCUUUUGAAAGAGGUUGUAGAGAAUUGUACGAGAAGCAUAACCGUGUCGAAGCAGUUGCAAGCAGUCAUGGACGAGUAUAGAAUGAGAAAAGAGGACUUCUCCGUGGCUGCGAGAAAUUUGAAAAACUUAUUAGACAAUACCAAGCUGAGUGUACCGCAGUUGGAAAAGUUGCAACGACAGUACGAGACCAUUUUGCACGAGUAUCAGCAAAGUAGAAGGACUCUCGAUGGAGAAUUGCCAAGGAUCGUUAGAAUGUAUGAUCUUUUCAAUCGUAAACAUCCACUUGCAUGGGAUACAUGGAGAUUUGGUUAUUUCAGACGGUUGGCAGCGCUUAGAAAUAAUUUUCAAAAAGUUGCUGAAUUUUAUAACGACACGGAAUACGACAAGCAUACAGGCAAUUUAUUUAAAAUAAUAGGGGAUAAUCUGUGUCAGGAUGAAGCAGCUGCGGAUCAUCUACUGUGUGACCGAUUGGAAGAGACUCAAGAAUUCUGUCAGAAAUGCAAAGUUAACCGUGUCGAGAAGAAAUGAGGGAAACUUGAGGGUCUUUAAUGUUCGAAACGGAGAAUUCCCCAUUGCUCUGGGACACAAUGUGAAAUUAUGGACGGUACGUAGAAGCCAUACGUCGAAAUCUAAAUCCUCUUAAAAACGAUGCCAAGGGCUCUGUUUAUCCAUAUGGACAUAUUGGGAAUCACGUUUAUACCGGCUGCUUCCGACAAAGCUUCUUUUACACGAAUGUCAAUGCGUAGUUACAUGAGGAUUAUCAAUAGGAUUUUUGCUGCGUCAUCGAAAGAUUGACAAUUCAUUCUAAUCUGGAUACAGCAAGACUUUAUUGGUCGUAUGAAUAGUAUGCAAGAAGUUUUGCUAAAAUUUCAUUUAUAGGAAAUGAAGAGAGUAGACGCCAUAACCUGCAUUUUAUAUUAUAGUAUUUUGUUUCAUGUUUUACACGACAGUGUACGCGGUACAUUUAACUUUUUUUUUUAUAGAAUACAAUUAAACAUAUUUCAGUAUGAAAAAGGUAAUAAACUUCAUUUCCGAGAAAUCAUAAACAAUAUUGCAUAAUUGGCAGACAUAUGAAAAUUAUAAUACAAGACGUAUGGAUAAGUAUAAGUUAUACGAUAAAUUCGAAGGAAUAAAGCUACCGGGUUAUCCCACUUCUGUUGUCAUAUUUUUUUAUAUUUUAUGAUUUUGCAACAACGAAUCACUGUAUAAUCAAACCUUGUUAUAAUAAUUAGUAGUCUCCCUCAUUAUUGAUUAUGCGCUCCCAGACUGCUGGCAAUCUUGAACACCAUUCAAAGUACCACUUCCAUUUAAUUCACAAAUAAUGUUGUUCAGUUUAAUAUCUAACUCCUUUAAGCUGCUGCAUCGAGUACCUGACAAUUUCCUCUUCACGUGGCCGAAACAAUUGAAAUCGCAUGGAUUCAUAUCCGGGGAAUAUGGCGGCUGAAUGAUCUCUAUCCAUGCUUUAUCUUCAAUUAGCUGCUGAACUAUUUUUGAUUUAUAUGGUCUGGUAUUAUCAUGUAAAAUUAUAGGAUUCGAUACAUCAUGCUGCAGUGCCCAGAUAGCGAUGUUCUCUUCCAAAAAUGACUUAUAACGCUCUCCAGUCAUAGUUAUAUUUUCAUCAUAAGUUCUCCAAAAAGCAAUCCCUCUUAUAUCCAUAGCCACUAUCAGUCGUAUCUUUCGAUCAUGUAGCUCUGCGCGUGGUAAAGGUUCAGCUGAAGUGUUUGAUUCUACCCAAGAUCGUGACUGAUGUGGUUGGUGAGGAGUAUAAAACUCGACCCAAGAUUCUUCUAUGCAUAUGAACCUAUAAAGUAUAUUUUCCUUACGGUGGUACCACGUCAAGUGACUACGUGCAGUUUUAUAUCGAAAUCCCUUCUGAUCUGUGUUCAAACUAUGUGGUACCCAUACUGCUAGUUUAUUGACCAGACCUAAAUCCUCGGUCAGUACUCUAUGGACAGUCGAAUGAGGAAUAUUCAGUUGGGUGGGAAGAUUAUUAACACUCACUCUGCGUGAUUGACUUAGUGCUUCUUUGAUUUUGUCUUUCGCUUCUAACCUAGUUGAUGAUAUUGGUCGAGGUGCUCGUGGCUCAUCUUGAGCUGUGAUUCUACCCUGUUUGUACAUUUCGAGCCAUCGUUGUACAGUUCUUUUAUUUAAUGCAUUACGGCUAACAGAUUUCACCAACAUGUCAUGCGCAACUCCUCCAGAGUAAUUUAAUAUGGCACAAAACUUUAAAGAUAUACGUUGCUCCACUACACUGAUAGAUUUUUUUAAAUCUUCCACUUUAAAUCUAUAAACGUCCUGACAAUACGACAUACGAAAAUUAACGCAAUUGCAGAAUAUCAUGCCAACAGCAACUACAGCGUAAUAUUGCGCAAUACUUAAAUAAUUGGAAAUAAAAAGGUGACACUGGAAGUGAUAUUACCUAGUAUAUCAUCAUAAUAUGGAUCAUCAACAUUGAAAAUGAUCUGUCAAAAAUGACGGAUGAUAAAGACAACUAAGAAUUAUUCUAAAAUUUGAAAAUUCUACGCUAGUACACAAGUCAUAUCACUCACUUAAUGCGCAUGCGCAAUUCCGGCGAGUUUCCAACACAGUGUUGCCUUAAUACGAGUUUCCAUGACGCAUUCAGUAAUACCAAUCUAACAGUACUUCGAAACCGGGCAUAAGGUGCGAAUGCAUAAAGCCCAUGAGUUAAACGGUCUGCAAAGCCACAUUGUAUUGCAUAUUACACAAAAGACAUAGCCCCCAAUCGAAGCACUGCUAGAACUUUAGCUUUUCAUGAAGAGCUGAACAGAACGUAACGUAACAUCAUUGAUAAGCCGGUUGAAGAAUUCAAGGGUAAAAUUUCGCGGGCAUUGGCCGUUGCGUGCGAGCAAGUUGAACGCGUGACGGGAAGUGGCGCUGCGCAGCGUCAUGCCAAGUCGCAAAGUAACACCUAAGAGUGAGAGAGAAGACGAGCGAACAGUGGAAGACAGUUCUUUGGUGCGAUAGAGAUAGAUCGUGAGGUCGGAUUCGGGGCUCGGGUUGAUAAAAGGCGCGGAGCAUUCGGGCGCGGCGCGAGUACAGGAGGCCAGGAGGCGGUGGGUCGCUGCAACAGCAAAGGAACGAGGAACGAGAAACGUUUUUCGUAUUCGUAUCUCGUGGUACUAGGGUGCGCGAGAGCCGCGGCUACGAGGACUGUGACGGCGGCGGCGGCGGCAGCAGCAGCACCAGCAGCCAAGAGAGAGAGUGUGCGACGAAAGCAGUGCUGCGGUGGCUCACCACACCCAACGGCGCCGGGAGCCGAGCGAGCCUAGCGAGAACGUACGCGAGCCCGAGGGCCGCCCAGGGACCAGCACCGGGUGCUCGGCUCCUCGUCCCUUCGUCGACGGACUUCGUUCCGUCGACCCGAGACCGAGCGAGCUACGAGAACGGGAACGGAACGGAACGGGCACGAGGACGAA